AUGGCUGUCGACUUCUACACCCUAGGCGUGGCCAUGUUCGCGGCCAUUGGCACGUUCUUCUUUGGCUUUGAUACUGGCAUUGCUACUACGACAAUCGCUCAUGAUAGCUGGGUGAACUACAUGCAUCAUCCUUCGGAUGGGCUGACGGGUGCUGUUGUUGCUGUUUAUAUCGCCGGCGAAGCAGGAGGAGCUCUGACCCAGACCCUCAUCGGCGACAAGCUAGGACGUAUUCGCUUUAUGCAGUUGGCCUGCAUCAUCGUCACUAUCGGCGUCACCGUACAGACAGCAUCAGUCAACAUGGGCAUGUUCCUCGCUGGUCGUUGCGUCGCAGGCUUUGCCGUCGGCGGCAUGGUUGGCACUGUGCCCAUUUACCUAUCCGAGAUUGCGCCGCCGCACCAUCGUGGUCUCAUCGCGGGAGUGUCGGGCUGCGGCAUCUCCUUCGGGACGAUGAUGUCAAACUGGGUCGGGUUUGCCUGUAGCUACGCUCCGUAA
This is a messenger RNA of Saxophila tyrrhenica, 492 nucleotides long. RefSeq lists its product as uncharacterized. Gene Ontology annotation, biological process: transmembrane transport; carbohydrate transport. The transcript has 2 exons. Gene Ontology annotation, cellular component: membrane. The record is from RefSeq and is a predicted model, not a curated record. The coding region runs from base 1 to 492 and encodes 163 amino acids. Lineage: Eukaryota; Fungi; Ascomycota; Dothideomycetes; Mycosphaerellales; Extremaceae. Gene Ontology annotation, molecular function: carbohydrate:proton symporter activity.